This is a messenger RNA of Trichechus manatus latirostris (Florida manatee), 6530 nucleotides long. It is a transcript of the gene ZNF821, whose product is annotated as zinc finger protein 821. Gene Ontology annotation, molecular function: DNA-binding transcription factor activity, RNA polymerase II-specific; RNA polymerase II transcription regulatory region sequence-specific DNA binding. Gene Ontology annotation, cellular component: nucleus. Bases 1223 to 2461 code for a protein of 412 amino acids. Gene Ontology annotation, biological process: regulation of transcription by RNA polymerase II. The record is from RefSeq and is a predicted model, not a curated record. The transcript has 8 exons. Lineage: Eukaryota; Metazoa; Chordata; Mammalia; Sirenia; Trichechidae.
GGGAGGGGUAGGUUGGGCGUGGGAGGGCAGACCAGGGGGUAUCAGUGCCAGUGUCUCGGUCUCGCAGAAAAGCUUCUAAAUUUAGAUUUCUGAGAAGACUGUGUUGUCUGAGGGUUUGUCUGAACCGCCUCCGAAGACCUCUGACAUUUGUCUGAUAAUUCCUGGGAAUUUACCUGUAUUCCUGCUUGAAGAAGCAAGAGGGAACAUCUCGGCUGAUUAAACACACUCCAAACCAAACAGAAGUGGGAACAUGGUGAACAGUGAGGCGGCUACGUGACCAGCUUUCUUGUCCUCUCCUUUUCGGCAGAUACAAAUCACUUGGAUUCAGGCGAGUUUGCUUUGCUCCGUGGGAACCGAACGGGAGCUGGAGGUGGGAGUGCACCCUCUUUUCUUAAAGCUUGGCUUUCACCCGAUUUUUCUUGCUAAAUUCUGUAGUGUGCCCUGGGAGCUGCAACCUAACACCUGUGGGAGAGCAGGGACCGUGUUAGGAGGAGUAGAGAGACGUAGGGCCCCUCCCGAGGACUUUUAAACUCAUUCUAAAGACCAACAAAGCGUCCUUCCUUUUUCAGAAGAAUCCGUAGUAGACCUGAAUUCCCGUUUACCUUUCUUUCUACCUCAUAUUUCUUCAGGAUGGUGAUGUUCAGAUAGCUAUCCAUUUGAUUUCUUGGUUUGGUUUCAGAUUCGGGUUUGGGAACUGAGGCAGUGUUGAAAGUAAAACUGAAUGAUCUUUAGGGCAGUGUGUCUACGGGUUUUAUUAGCUUUUAUUGCCUACGGUUGCCUGUAAAACAGCUGUCUAGCCUCUGAGAUCUUGAUGUGUCAUGAAGAGUGUCCUUUCAGUCCCAUUUAUUUAUUUUUAAAGAGUCCAUAAUGGCCUUUUUAUGGGGGGGGGGCGCGGCAGGAGGAGAGUAUUUGCUUAUUUUUCCCUUGAUCCCUCAGGUGUGAAGUCCUAUUGGGUACCAUCUGGUCAGUUCCUCAUUUGGCCACUAGGAGGAUUGUGAGAUGCUGUGGACACUGCUGAUUUAAAUACGCAGAUGCUCAUCUGUGUCUUCUGACUUAGAUAUGAUAGACGACUGCCUGAAAGCUGCUUCCUUUGCCACUUCCUGUGGAGGCCUGUCUUUGCCAUUUGCGGUUUCUUUCUUCUUUUGGUCAGCACCUUGCAAGGAGGUAGUAACAUAUCCAGUCGUGAAACUGGGAAAGGCCAGAGCUCUUGGAUCAGGGAAACAUGUCCCGCCGGAAACAGACAAAUCCAAAUAAAGUUCACUGGGAUCAAGUAUUUGCUGGGCUAGAAGAGCAAGCCCGCCAGGCGAUGAUGAAAACUGAUUUUCCUGGAGACCUUGGCAGUCAGCGACAAGCUAUCCAACAAUCAAGAGAUCAGGACUCCAGUAGCAGUGACAGUGAAGGGGAUGAAGAGGAGACCACACAAGAUGAAGUCUCUUCCCACACAUCAGAGGAAGAUGGAGGGGUGGUCAAAGUGGAAAAAGAGUUAGAAAAUGCAGAGCAGCCUGUUGGUGGGAACAAAGUGGUAGAGCAUGAGGUCACGGAGAAUUUGAAUUCUGACCCCUUGCUUGAACUCUGCCAGUGUCCCCUCUGCCAGCUAGAUUGUGGAAGUCGGGAGCAGCUUAUUGCUCACGUGUACCAGCACACUGCAGCAGUGGUGAGCGCCAAGAGCUACAUGUGUCCUGUCUGUGGCCGGGCCCUUAGCUCCCCAGGGUCAUUGGGCCGCCACCUCCUAAUCCACUCCGAGGACCAGAGGUCUAACUGUGCUGUGUGCGGAGCCCGUUUCACCAGCCAUGCCACCUUUAACAGUGAGAAACUUCCUGAAGUACUUAAUAUGGAAUCCCUACCCCCAACCCACAAUGAGGGCCCCUCCAGUGCUGAGGGUAAGGACAUUGCCUUUAAUCCUCCAGUGUACCCUGCUGGAAUUCUGCUUGUGUGCAACAACUGUGCUGCCUACCGCAAGCUACUGGAAGCUCAGACCCCCAGCGUACGCAAGUGGGCCCUACGUCGACAGAACGAGCCUUUGGAAGUACGGCUGCAGCGGCUGGAACGAGAGCGUACAGCCAAGAAGAGCCGACGGGACAAUGAGACCCCCGAGGAGAGGGAGGUGAGGCGCAUGAGGGACCGGGAAGCCAAGCGCCUACAGCGCAUGCAGGAGACAGAUGAGCAGCGGGCCCGCCGGCUGCAGCGGGAUCGGGAGGCCAUGAGGCUGAAGCGAGCCAAUGAAACCCCGGAGAAGCGGCAGGCCCGGCUGAUCCGGGAGAGGGAGGCCAAGCGGCUCAAGAGGCGGCUGGAGAAAAUGGACAUGAUGUUGCGAGCUCAGUUUGGCCAGGACCCUUCUGCCAUGGCAGCCUUAGCAGCUGAAAUGAACUUUUUCCAGCUGCCUGUAAGUGGGGUAGAGUUGGACAGCCAGCUCCUGGGCAAGAUGGCCUUUGAAGAGCAGAACAACAGUUCCCUGCACUGAACCAUAUCGUCCUGCCUGACUGCCCACUCACUCAGGCCCACAGGGAUCAGUGCUGCGGCCACCCACAAGGCCCUGUCCUUACUGCCAGAGGCAGACCCGGGUCUGUUGCAGGUGGACCCACACACCCCUUGCAUGUGGGAGCAUGAUGAUGGAAUCAGGAGGGACCCUGCUCAGAGCAGCUCUGGGAAAGGGAGCAGGCACUCCAGGGAACUGGACUCCCCAGCCCACUGCUACAGGGCAUGCUGAUAGUAAUGUGGGGGGCCCUGGUGUGGCCCACGAAGUUGUGAGGGCAAAUAAAUUAAUUUUAUCUUUAUUGGCCUUCUCCUGCUUUUCUCUCAGUUUCAUUCUAGCAAAUGAAGUGAUCUCAGAGAGACGUCGGGUCUAAGUUUUCAGGUAGUGAAUUUGGAGGCUUGUUCUUUUCUGAGAGAGGGUGCUCUUCAACUUGGGCUGUCCAAGCAUAUUACUUAUUAGGGCGUUUACAAGUUGAUGAGGAAUAACUAUGACAUUAAAGGAAUAACCAAUGCUGACCUUGUGAGGGUCAAUUCCAACAACCAUAAAGAAGAUAUCUAUGGUCCCAAAGGCUAUUUAAAUCUAGUUUACAUUUUUCAAAUGCAGAAGUACAGUAGUCCCCCCUUAUCCAUGGAGGAUUUUUUCCAAGACCACCUGUGGAUGCCAGAAACCUCAGAUAGUACUGAACCCUAUAUAUACUAUGAUUUGUCCUAUACAUACAUACCUAUGAUAAGGUUUAAUUUAUAAAUUAGGCACAGUAAGAGAUUAACAACAAUAAUAAUAGAACAAUUUUAACAAUAUACUGUAAUAAAAGUUAUGUGAAUGACAGAGCAGGAUGGCACGAGAUUUCGUCAUGCUAUGUAUUCAUUUAACAUUUGUGAACCGAGGUUGACCACGGGUAACUGAAACCACAGAAACUGAAACCACGGACAAGGAGGGGCUACUGUAGUGGAAGCCUUUCUUCAUAACUAGCAUUUUCUAAAGAAGAGUAUGCAGUACUUUGGUCAAGGUGCUGGCUACUUUUCCCAGCAGAAUUCAGCUUGUCAAAUAUAGUUCUAUCCCAGACAGCAGUCAGCUGCAUCUAGGAAUAUGUUCAUAGAAAUGACUGCAGUAUUAAGGUCCACUGCACCAAGGAAUUCGUGUUUGUGAGAAGAGGUAAUCCAUCUUUUCAUUUAUUCCCCAGAGCCAAGAGAGAAUAAUCAAACCCAUUGAGGAAAAUCCAGAAUGAAAGUGAUAAGAGAACGCAAGUCAAAAGUGGUCAAGGCUGGAGCAAAAAGACAAUAGUUUAUAUGGCUCUAUGGAAGACACAAGAGCUGGGUCAUGAUUCUGUGAUGGUACAGAACAAGCACAAAACUUUCCUCAGCCUGCACCAAGGGCUGUAUAUGGUUUAGAUAAUUAUAGCUCUUGAGGUCCAGAAGGAAGUGCCCUAGUUAAAUUGUAGCCAGAAAAAUAACUAUGCCAAGAAUGUGGACUUCUCCAAUAUUGUAACAAGGAAACUUGGACUUCUCUCUGACCUCCAUAGGUUCAAGGCUGUUUAAUAGUGUUAACUGACCCCUACCAAACAAGGGUUAAUUCCAGGCAGCCUGAAAUACAAUAUUUCUAUCCUGAAGACUACAAAUUUGUUAGUAAGCUAAUUACAAAGUACUAGACAUUUCAAAGAAACAAGUACUGUACUUAUCCAAAUGUCUUUCUCUCACAGAGCUCCAUAUUGAAACCCUACAUACAUAAGUUUCAAAACAGUUGUGCCAGAGAUUAUUCUGAACACUUUACAUGGAUUGUCAUUUAAUUUUCACAAGAAACUAUGAAUUAACACAAGCUGAGGAGCCAGAUGCCUGGGUUUGAAACUCUGCCCAGCCAUUUAACAGCCAUGUAUCUUUAGGCAAUUUAUUUAACCUGUGUCUUGGUUUCCUCAUCCACAAAAAUGGAAAUAUUAGAACAAAUCACUAUUAAUACAUAUAAAGCACUUAGGACAGUUUCUGGCACACACAGUAUUAAGUGUUCAAUAAAUGUAUCUGAGUCACCAUCAUGUAUCUCAGUGUUUCACCACUUACUAGUAGCAAGCAUUCUAAGUUAGAGCAGUUGCUAUGAUUGGAGCUGAGUUAUUCCUGCCAUUUCUGGUGGGACUCCCAGCAACGAACAGAACUGAGGGAAAGGCCAACCGUGAGGACACCUACAAAUCCUUGUGAUUGAUUCUGCUAGUAUCUAAGUCUAUAGGUAGACUUCUGGUUCUCUGAAAUACACACCAACAGACUGUGUAGACCAUGCUUCAGGACUAGUUCAUACAAUAUGCACUGAGCUUGAGGUUAGUUUCCAACUCUCAUCACAUGAAGAUGGAUACCAUGAAGGGUUUCUGUCCCCCACCCAAUGGCCACAAUCUAAGGCCAGGAUUGGAAAAAGGCGCAAACACCAAAAGGAAAAGCUAGUAGUUUAUAUAGAUAGAUAUAUAGAUAUUGAUAUAUAUUGUGUUUACAUAGUCCACAAGUUAAAUGCAGGUAUCCAUAAGAAGAGCAUUAACAAUAAAAAUACAAUCUGUGUGUAGCCAAGUACAGAGACUUAAAAUGGUAAAACAGCAAAAAGGAUCUCACAAAAGUACAAAUAUACAGUACAAAUUGAUUUAUUUAAAACAGUUACAAAAAAGCACAACAAAAUAGAGAUUAUCCUUAGAAUUAUUAAUGCUUUGUUAAAGAUCAGGUAGGAUUAGAGGGUAAGAAAUGGUAUUGGGUGGGGGGAGCACCUGACUAGUUCUAAGGCUUUAGAUACAAUGCAGAUGAUUACAUAUUAAUUCAGCCAUUACAUACUGGGGAUAGUACUUGGGGGAUCAGUAAUUUAUCUACAGGGAACUCCUACACAAAUCAGAUCCAUCCAGAUCUCCCCAGUGCCGUCCUUCUCUACUCCUCAGGACACUAAAGCCACCUGGAUGACAUUCUCACCCUUCCUUCUCCACCCCAGUCCCUAUCCAUAUAUUCUCCCCUCCCCUAAGGUGCUGUGCAAGCUGAGAGCAGUCUGCUCUCUGCAGCUGGAACAUAUACUGUUUUGGCUACAGGGAUCCUGUGUGUGACUAGGAAGGUUGUAGGGAACAGCCUUAUUUUAAUACUUCAGGUUUGCCAAGAGUACAGUCUUGUCCCCAACACAAUCUGGAUUCUCUUGAAUGCAAUACAAGUAUCAAGCAAGUGAGGGAUCAACCCUGCCUUCAGCAAUACCAGCAAUAUACUAACCACUCACAGCUCACAACUAUGUGCAAACUCCCUGUCCAGGGGGUGAGUGUAAAACCACUAGGUCAUCAGCUCUAUCUCUCUAAAGAACCUCAGUCCCCACGACAGUCAUAAAGACAGAAAUAAAUGCUUGCGAGUUUUGACAAUAGGUAAAGGCACAUGGGCUGCUGCCAUACACACUGCAGACAGGAACCCAACUUGAGGCCAUCUUCACUGCUGGGCGUUUGCAGUGGAAUGGCUUUGGGAUCACACAAACUUUGAGUUUGCAAUCUACUGGGGAAGGAUGUAGGCUUAACAGGAAAACUAAUAAAGAAACUUUAGUGUGAAAAGUGCAUUUAUUACUACUGUUCCUGCUGGGGAGGCUCAGCAGGGCGAACUGCACCAUCUCUCCUUCUGCCCCAGGCACUGUGCAUAGUCUGCAAGUAAGGAGAGAGUGCAGUCGACUCUAGCAUCUCAAGGGCCAAUGUCAUCCUCGGCCCAGACCAGGCCUCUGGUCCAAAGAUGGAUCCUAGAGUUGAAAGAGCAACUGACAGCUGCAAAGACCCAGAUGCUUGUUUUAUUAUUGCAUAAUGCGGAAGACCUCCCCUACCCCAGGGAAGCAGGAGGGUGAAGAUUUCCCAGCAAAGGGCUAGUAGAUUCCUGACCAACAUCCAACUCUGUAUGGUUCAGCUCUUCAACUGUAGUGUACACUUUUUCCCAUCUGUAAAGUAUUGUAGCUUCAGUGUGGCUUACUCUAAAACUUCGCCUCUUCCCCUAUUUACUUUGUUUAUAAUACUAUGACCUAAUUCCCAUGGCCAAUUCAAUUAAUUAGGUUAUUUUUACACCAAUGGAUCAAGGCCCUUUCCCAG